Zeugodacus cucurbitae (melon fly) is the source of this 960-nucleotide messenger RNA. RefSeq names its product HIG1 domain family member 1A, mitochondrial. The transcript is spliced from 3 exons. Gene Ontology annotation, biological process: mitochondrial respirasome assembly. The record is from RefSeq and is a predicted model, not a curated record. Bases 161 to 463 code for a protein of 100 amino acids. Lineage: Eukaryota; Metazoa; Arthropoda; Insecta; Diptera; Tephritidae. Gene Ontology annotation, cellular component: mitochondrion.
UCAAUUCAAUUGUUAAUCGACCGUCGUCAAGAGCAGUAAUCGUUCAGUCAGCGAGAAAGUUCGAAACAUCUGAAAAGUGAAAAGUGUGCGAAAAAGCAAAAUCUUUGCUAAAUAAAUUUGCUGUGUAAUUUUUUUUUAAAAACACAAAUACUAAAUAAAAAUGAGUACCAAGUCGUAUUUUGAGGAUGCACGCGACGAAAGCCAAGGUGGUAAACUGUCCAGAAAAAUAAAGGAUUCACCCUUCAUGAUUAUUGGUUUGGCUGGUUUCGUCGCUGCUGGCGUUAUUGGCGCUUACAAAUAUAAGAACCGUGGCACAAUGAGCACAAGUGUUUUCUUAAUGCAACUGCGUGUUGCGGCGCAGGGAACCGUUGUCGGCGCGCUGACGCUGGGUCUCGGCUAUAGCAUGGCCAAUGAAUAUUUAUUCAACAAAACACCCAAAGAAAAUGCGAAACAGUCCCAAUAAAAAUAAUACAUCUACUUGUACGUAUACAUACACGUUAACAAGCUAAAUGUGUGCAUCAAAGUUUUGCUACAAAUUCUUACCAAACUGAAAUCCUCGUUAAGAGCUGCAACUCAUACUUAUAACUAUUACAUAACAUAACAUACAUAUUUUCAUACAUAAUGUUUAGCAUAAUAAUACGAUAUAUGAUAAAUACUACAGUUUAAGGAUAAAAAAAGUUGGUUAUGAUGAAAUCACUUGACUUAUAAUGACGGCAUUCUAUUGCCUGUGAUAUGCAAACUAAUGGUUAUAAAUGUUUUAUGAACAGAGACGCUAAAUAGCUAAUAUUGUAGUUUUGUAAUGUUGAAAUGAACUAUUUAUAAACAAACAAGCAAAAACAAGAUACACAAAUUUUACGUUAAACGUUAUAAACAAACGCUUAUUUUUAUGUAUGAUUAUUUAAGUUAAAUUUAAACAAAAAAUAAAAAUAAUAAAAAAUAAAUGAGAAAAUAAUUGAUAAA